Microdochium trichocladiopsis is the source of this 2958-nucleotide messenger RNA. RefSeq names its product stress-activated map kinase interacting protein 1-domain-containing protein. Bases 187 to 2673 code for a protein of 828 amino acids. Lineage: Eukaryota; Fungi; Ascomycota; Sordariomycetes; Xylariales; Microdochiaceae. Gene Ontology annotation, biological process: TORC2 signaling. Gene Ontology annotation, cellular component: TORC2 complex; cytoplasm; plasma membrane. The record is from RefSeq and is a predicted model, not a curated record. Gene Ontology annotation, molecular function: phosphatidylinositol-4,5-bisphosphate binding. The transcript is spliced from 3 exons.
CGGCGACCCUAUCGCAGCAGCCAGCAACAAUCUUUCCAACCCUCCUUGCCUCCCAACAGGCCCGAGCUGCAGCGCUGUGAUCGACACGGGUUCUUGCGAUGCUAGGUGGCGCCCGCAGCAUACAAGCGGCUUGAUGCGGCCGCCGCAUGGACAUCUGACAGCUCACAGCUCCCACGCACCCUCACCAUGUCGCUCCUCCAGGUCGAGGAUCUUGUUUCGCACCAGCUGCGGACAAGCUACCUCAGCGAGGUAGCCGAUGGCGUGGGCGAACGCCUCAUCACGAUUAACGACUCUUUCCUCAACACCGGUCCAUUCAAAGCUGCUGGCUGGCGAUCCAAUCCGGCGCACAUCAAACGAACACAUUCCCCUCCGAUCCCGACGGCCGUCGCCUCCGAAUACUUCCAGGCUGCCCCUCGACUGGCUGGGCUCACUCUUGAAGAUGAAGCAGACGAAGGAGGCAUGCUGACCGGCGGCGGAGGCGACACGCUUGGCCCAACAAAUGCUGCGAAACGGCGCAGGGAGAGGCGGAGGGAGCAGAUGGAGGAAGAAGAUAGCAGUGAUCUCAGCGACGAGAGCGAUGAAGAGUCAGAUCAACGCGCAGCACAGCAGAUAAGAUUUGCGAAGAUGCCGGUGCGCAACAGGGCAGGCUCAUCCCCGCCAGCCCGCAGCAGGGCCGGCUCGUCACCUCUGCAGCCGUCAAACUUGAGACAGACCACGAAUGUCUCGUCCCCACGAGCCGCGCCUGGCGCCAGAAGAGGAUCACAAUCCGCGCUUGAGACGGUUAAGGAGCGAGCUCGCCGAGAUACAGUGACCAGCAGCGAAGUAUCUUCGGAAAACGAAUUCGACGCAUCGGGAUUUCACAGGCAGCGGGAUGCUGCGCGAGCUGCAGCGAAGGCCGCGAGGAUCCAAGCGAAGAUCAAUGAAGAGCCUACAGAAGGUGUAAAGCGGCAAGGCAGUGAACUGCUCCCCGAAGAAGAAGAGGACAGCGACGAAUCUGAUACUUCUUCAGCCUUUGUGGGCAGUGUCGAUUCCACUGGUAUACUCGGGACAGGAGACACGCCUAUUGUCGGGGCUUCUCCAGGCCAGCAAGUCGUUGGUACCGUACCAAAGCAACUGCUCCGGCAGUCGACGGUACGGAAGCCCCCAACAGCACCGCAGCCGCAACUGCUCCAAGCGUUACCACCGCCACGGCCCAUGAGCACAAUCCGACCUCUCAGUGUUGUGCAGCCCCGGAGUUUACUUUCAGAUGCGUUCAAGACGAAGAAGACUGCGCCGUCCAUGUCAGUGGAGAGGUUUGCUUCCUUGUCCGGCAAGGGCGACCCAGAUCCUCUCAAGAUCCGUAUCUUUGCGCCGUUUUCCCAAGAGCCCGAGGAGCCGUUUGAGGUGCUGAUAAGACGGAGUGUGCAAGAAAGCGAUGGCACGUUCCGGCCUGUUCUGAUCGCCGAGCUCAUCGGACUCAGCUUGUGGACAUACUACGAGUCAAAACUUCAGCCCCCGAUUCCAGCGGACAAGAUGAGUGCCAACUGGUGGACCUUGCGCAUGGUUGAAGAAGACGGAGAGGUCGAUGACGACUUCCCGCCGUUUGAGCGCAAGAAGCCAGUCAACGCUUUCACUACUGCCAACAACAUGACGGGGAGGUCCCGGAGAGGUGGUAAAACGCACGAUAACUUCGGCCUGGUUCAAGCAUCAGAAUCUGAGUUUGCAGACAACCAGGAACAGACGCCGGAGUUCGGGCCAGAAGAUGCCGCUGAAGAGACCCCAGUAACCGCGGAUGAUUUGACGCCUGUUGCAGGUCAGCCAGCUCAAAUGAACAUACCCCCUCCAUCACAACCGCGUGCCAAUCCUAUCACGAACACGAGUGUGCGGAUAGACACACUAUUUGCCGACAAGCCCGCAGCACCUGCCGCAAUGCCUGUGGCAAGGGGCGGGCACCACAAGCUGUUACGCAUAAAUAUCAUAUCUGCGGACAUUGCGCCAGGACAAAUGGUGACCCUGGACGUCACUACCGACAUGUACCUUGCCGAGAUUCUCGAGCUAGUGUGCCGUAAACGAAACCUUGACAAGAGCCAGCAUGUCUUUAAGCUUCCCGGGUCGGGAGCUGUCGUAUAUCUCGAUCGCACAGUCUCAUCGAUUGGCAAUGUAUCAGAGCUCGAGCUGCACAGAAGACGUUUCGCGACAGACGGUCCAUUAACCAUGACAGGCUCGCCUAGCAGCUCUUCUCCCAAGUCGUUCGCAUGGACGGACUACAGCGCGCCCGCGAAGAAGAGUAAGGCCAAGGUGAUGACGCCACAUCCGCUGGCUCAGGAAGCAAUGCUGAAGCAGGACGAGGCCGGUGUCAAUGUGAACUACAAGAAGUACACUGUUUGGCGCAAGCAGCCAAUGCGUUUUGUUGGCUUGAACGAGCGGACUUUAGCCAUUGAUGGCGAGUAUGUCUACAUCAUGCCUUCGUCUGGUGGAAAGACGACACGCGAGGGUGGCAAGACGACCACCGUUCACUUCAGCAACGUUGUCGGGUGCAGCGUGUCUAGAAGGCACCCGACUCAUUUCAAGCUCAUGGUGUACAAGGCCACUGAGACAAAGCGCUACGACUUCGAGGCCCGGAACACUGUUGAGGCUGCAGAGAUCGUGCAAGAGUUGAAGAAGGGCGUGGCACCAUAUAACCGGGACAUUUGAGAUGCUGCAAUGUGCCGGGAACGAUCACUCGGAUCCAUCGAGUUAAGCACAAGUUUUAGGUCGACUGUCAGCAGUGCAAGAUACCCGUAACACUUACAAAGAGACACCCGCCUCGCCACAACUGCAGCCCUCGCUUUGCUGAUGCUAUGGCAACGACUUGAGUUGCGGAAAUAAUCACAACGCUUUAAGCCAUGUUGCUUAUAGCAGAGCAUGAUUUGAGCUUGGUACUUUCCGAGGACAAUUGUUGUGACCUGUAUGUAGCAUGCAUGACCUUAAACGCUGUGC